Messenger RNA from Caenorhabditis angaria, 898 nucleotides. NCBI's taxonomy places the organism in Eukaryota, Metazoa, Nematoda, Chromadorea, Rhabditida, Rhabditidae. The record is from the annotation of a GenBank genome assembly.
AUGGGUCGGUUCACUGAUAAAGUCGCAAUUAUUACUGGCUCCUCUAAUGGUAUUGGAAGAUCAACUGCUAUUAUUCUAGCGAAAGACGGUGCAAAAGUAACAAUUACUGGAAGAAAUGCUGAACGGCUUGAAGAGACAAAGCAGCAAAUUAUAUCCGCUGGUGUAAGUGCUGAUAAUAUAAAUUCAGUUGUUGCUGAUAUCACAACUUCUGCUGGACAAGAUCAAAUAAUCAAUUCAACUAUUCAAAAAUUCGGAAAAAUCGAUAUCCUCGUGAACAAUGCUGGCGCUGCAAUCACCGAUCCUUCUGGAUCAAGUGGACUCGCGCAAAACAUUUCAGUCUAUGACAAAACUUUUGAGCUAAAUGUGAGAAGUGUGAUCGAAUUGACACAAAAGGCGAAACCACAUUUGAUCGCAUCAAAAGGAGAAAUCGUAAAUGUUUCGAGUAUUGCAGCAAGCCCACAAUCAGUAAGUUAUUUCUCAACAAUUUUCUGGAUUUUUUUUCCAAAUAAAAAAUUUUUAGCAUCCAGACUUCAACUAUUACUCAAUGUCCAAGGCUGCCUUGGAUCAAUUCACAAGAAACAUCGCAAUCGAAUUAGUCAAAAGUGGAAUUCGUGUAAAUUGUGUAAAUCCAGGAUUGGUGAUAACCGGUUUCGCUCAAGCAAUGGGUGCACCAGUUGAAGUAUCAAGUAAACUCUACAGUUAUAUGGGAUCACAUCCCGAUUGUGUUCCGAUUGGUCGAGUUGGUCAACCAGAAGAUAUUGCAAAUAUUAUCGCCUUCUUAGCUGAUCGCUCCGCCUCAUUUUAUAUAAUCGGUCAAACGAUCACAGCCGACGGUGGAUCAACAUUAGUUAUGGCAAUGAAUACACACAAUCUCACUGAUCUUUUGCAAAACAAAUAA